AUGAACGGGUCCCUCUUCCAAAUCCCCAAAUCCCACGACCACCACUCCGAGUCUGACCAUCAUACAUUACCCCCAAAAAUCUCUAUCUCCUCUCUGUCUCCCCCGACGACAGAUCCGCAAAACAACGUCCAAAAACACAAGAUGACCGCCAUUGCCCCUUCCCCACCUACCAUCCCCCUCCCUCAAACACCUCUCCUGACCCCACCUUCUGUCUCCUCUCCAAAUUCCACCCCUACCCCUUCACUCACCACUGGCCAAACCCGCCCGAAAGUCCAGUGGCCUGUCACACCUUCUUCCCCUCUCCGUCAAUCAACCCUCCCAACCCUGCCCGAGUCAAUCCAGCUCCAAGAAGGCCAAGAAGGCCCAGCGCUCGCGCUCAAAGCCCACCCCACAAGGGGUAUCCCCAGUACCCUCGCCAUCCCUUCCAACCCUCUUCCGCCACCUAUGAGCAUUGGCGGACUUGCGGGACUCGGCCCAGGCUUCAGCCUCACCCCACGACACGGUCCCCCGCCAGCCAGCUUGAUCCGUUUCCCACCAGCCCCGCCGCCUACGCUCGAAUUCCAUCCCCCCGAGGCUGAGGGGUCCAAGCCCGCUUUCGGGAGUCUUGGCGCUGCUUUCGGCGGCGCUGAUGUCGGAGGCGGAGCAGCAGGGGGAGGAGGCGGAGAAUGGUCAAUGCCAAACAGUCUCCGCGACCUCCAAUCCCUCUCCCGCAGCGUCGGCCCCUCCCUCAUCCCCCCCGUGGUCAAACCCACCAAACUCGCGCCCUCCCCCAUCUCUCCCGUAUCUCCCGGACGUCUUGAUGGGGAUGGGGUAAGAGAAAAGAGGGGGAUGAUGGAUAUAGGUGAAAGCGGGGGAUUCGAAAGACGGUUGGCCGAGAUUGAGCUGGAGCUGAAAGGGCAGAGGUCGGACCCUUCUUCUUCCGGUGAGCGAUCGCUCGCGCACCCACUCUCUGCGCGUUCGCGUCCCUUCUUGGAGAGCACAAGAGACGACGAAAGCACCAUCAAAGGCACACUACUCUCCCAAAAUGACGGUAACGAGCUCAUCGGCCGUGUCCGACGACGAAACGACAACAUGCUUGAGACUGUAAAUGGGAGCGGGAAUGUGAAUGGGGGGCAAGCGAUAGAUGAAGUUGAUGUGGAGUGGUGUUUCUUUUGUGGCGAGGAAGGGAAGAGGGAGAAGGGUGGGAUGGAGUUGAAACAAGCUGGGGAGGGGCUGGGGUGGCAGUGGGUGUGUGGGGAGUGUUCUAAACGAUCAUAA
Molecule: messenger RNA, 1257 nt
Organism: Cryptococcus amylolentus CBS 6039
Lineage: Eukaryota; Fungi; Basidiomycota; Tremellomycetes; Tremellales; Cryptococcaceae
Exons: 1
Coding region: 1-1257 (418 amino acids)
Source: RefSeq, a predicted model, not a curated record